Messenger RNA from Betta splendens (Siamese fighting fish), 6063 nucleotides. It is a transcript of the gene pum2, whose product is annotated as pumilio RNA-binding family member 2. Bases 214 to 3843 code for a protein of 1209 amino acids. Gene Ontology annotation, molecular function: mRNA 3'-UTR binding. Gene Ontology annotation, cellular component: cytosol; cytoplasm. Gene Ontology annotation, biological process: regulation of mRNA stability; miRNA processing. The transcript has 23 exons. The record is from RefSeq and is a predicted model, not a curated record. NCBI's taxonomy places the organism in Eukaryota, Metazoa, Chordata, Actinopteri, Anabantiformes, Osphronemidae.
GAAGACAGGUUUACGCUGACAUUGUUAUCCACAUGUCUACGUAGUUCACGCUAUUUACAGGGAGGGGGCACUAGCGUAGGCAAACUCCUAGCAUUGACUAUCAAGCCUUGCUAAAUCACCGCUCUCUCCAAGGAAACUAAACAAUACAGACGUGGGUUGACGGCGUGCGACAAGCAUAGACCCUCUCGAUACGACAGCGCGCUUUCCCGUGGAAUGAGUGUUCCAUGCAGCAUCCUAGGUAUGAAUGACGUGGCCUGGCAGGAGACAAGAGGAGGGAUGCUGCAUGCAAAUGGUGCUCCUGAGACCGGAGUUGUUAGAGUACACGGUGGAGGGCCCCUGGCCACCGUUGGAGGAGCUGGACAGGUUCCAGGAGGCCCACAUCUACAGGGCAUGGACAGGGGUCCAAAUCCUAACCCAGGUACUCCGCAACCUCUGCUGAGCGGAAGAUCUCAGGACGAUGCCACAGUUGGAUAUUUCUUUCAAAGGCAGCCUGGAGAGCAGCUUGGAGCUUGCACACCCAGCAAGCAUCGCUGGCCAACUGGGGAUGCGAACCAUGUGGACCAGGUUCGUGCUGUGGAUGAAAUGAAUUACGAUUUUCAAGCCCUUGCUUUGGAAUCAAGGGGCAUGGGAGAGCUAUUGCCAGCAAAAAAGCUGUGGGAUUCUGAUGAGUUAGCAAAAGAUGGACGGAAAGGGAUGCUGCUUGGGGAGGAGUGGAGGGACAAUGCCUGGGGAUCAUCUCAUCAUUCAGUGUCUCAGCCAAUCAUGGUGCAGCGGCGACCAGGCCAGAGUUUCCAUGGGAAUGGUGAUGCCAAUUCUGUGCUCUCACCUCGCUCAGAAGGUGGAGGCCUGGGGGUCAGCAUGGUGGAGUACGUUCUGAGCUCCUCUCCUGGUGACAAGAUGGACAGUCGCUACAGAAAUGGAGGCUAUGGUGGAGGAGACGCUGAUCAAGAUGGGCGAGAGAAGAGUGAUCCCCAAGAGAAAGUGUCGCCCUUUGAAGAGGACAACAGCCCAGAGAUGAAGGUGGGAGAGGAGACAGACCCAUCGAAAUCCAACGGAAGAGGUCUACUAAAUGGCAUGGACAGAGACUGCAAAGACUUUAAUCCAACCCCCCGAAGUCGUCAAGCGUCCCCCACAGAGGCUGUAGAGAGAAUGGUACCUAGUCAGGCAGGUUUGGAAAUUAUGGUACAGCACCAUCCCCAUGCCCUCCAACAGCAGAACCCUGCCCAACCCAAGCCAGCUGAAGAUUUCCAGAACCAGGAGGCUCAGAGUAUGGGAGGCAUGGAGCAGCAAGCUGGUGUGGAGUCCCUCCAGUUUGAUUAUGCUGGGAACCAGAUUCCAAUGGAUUCCUCUGGGACUCCAGUGGGACUGUUUGACUACAACUCUCAGCAGCAGUUGUUUCAGAGAUCAAAUCCUCUGACUGUGCAGCAACUCACAGCAGCUCAACAACAACAGUAUGCACUGGCUGCAGCUCAGCAGCAGCAUCUUGCUGGCCUUGCCCCGGCGUUUGUGCCAAAUCCUUACAUCAUUAAUGCAGCCCCCCCUGGAGCCGAUCCCUACACUGCUGCUGGGUUGGCGGCAGCAGCCACACUUGCAGGUCCCACAGUGGUUCCUCCCCAGUACUAUGGCGUUCCUUGGGGUGUAUACCCAGCCAAUCUAUUUCAGCAACAGGCUGCAUCUACUGCCAAUCACUCUGCUAAUCAGCAAGCAUCCAAUCAGGGGCCAGGGCCUGGUCAACCACAGGUGAUGCGAACCGGAACCAACCAGCGACCUCUUACACCAGGACAAGGUCAGCAGAGUCAACAGGAAUCUUUAGCUGCAGCUGCAGCUGCAAACCCUGCUUUGGCAUAUGCAGGAAUGCCUGGUUAUCAAGUCUUGGCCCCUGCAGCCUACUAUGAUCAGACUGGAGCCCUGGUAAUGGGCCCUGGUGCACGAACAGGCUUAGGUGGGCCGGUUCGCAUUGUCCAGACGCCUCUCAUCAUCAACCCUGCAGCAGCUCAAGCUGCAUCGGCAUCCGGCACUGGUAACAACAUGUCUGGUCCUCCAACUAACGGGCUGUACCGCUCCAUGCCUCAACCUCAACCCCAGCCGCAGCAGCAGCAGCCUCCCCCGCCCAGCAGUGGCUUACCCUCCAGCUCAUUCUAUGGCUCUGGGUCAGUCCCUAACACUUCUCAAAGCAGCUCUCUCUUCUCGCACACCUCUGCCGCCCCACCACCACCAAGCUCCUCUUUGGGAUUCAGCAGCACUGGUGGCUCUCUUGGUGUAGGACUUGGGUCUGCUCUUGGAGGCUUUGGCUCAUCUGUAUCAAGCUCCACCAGUAGCAGUGUAUCUCGCAGGGACUCCCUGUUGGCAAGUUCUGACUUGUAUAAACGUGGUGGCAGCAGUUUAACUCCAAUUGGCCAACCGUUUUACAACAGCUUGGGUUACUCCUCUUCGCCCAGCCCGAUUGGCCUCACUCCAGGUCACUCCCCACUCACUCCCCCACCGUCUCUGCCCUCUUCUCAUGGAUCCUCUUCAAGCCUUCAUCUAGGUGGCUUGACGAAUGGCAGUGGGCGUUACAUUUCUGCAGCACCUGGAGCUGAGGCGAAGUACAGGAGCACCGGUGGAGCAUCCAGUCUGUUUAAUUCCAGCAGCCAGCUGUUUCCUCCAUCUCGGCCCCGUUACAGUCGCUCUGAUGUCAUGCCAUCUGGGCGCAGCCGCUUACUGGAAGACUUCAGGAACAACCGUUUUCCAAACCUCCAGCUCCGGGACCUCCCAGGACACAUGGUGGAGUUCUCUCAAGACCAGCAUGGGUCCAGGUUUAUUCAGCAGAAACUGGAGAGGGCCACUCCUGCUGAGAGGCAGAUGGUGUUUGGAGAGAUUCUGCAGGCAGCAUACCAACUGAUGACUGAUGUAUUUGGAAACUAUGUCAUCCAAAAGUUCUUUGAGUUUGGAAGUGCAGACCAGAAGCUGGCUUUGGCAACACGUAUCCGUGGACACGUCCUCCCUCUGGCUCUGCAGAUGUAUGGUUGCAGGGUCAUACAAAAAGCUCUGGAGUCAAUUUCCUCAGACCAGCAGGUAAUUAGUGAUAUUGUGCGUGAGCUGGAUGGCCAUGUGUUAAAAUGUGUGAAGGACCAGAAUGGAAACCAUGUGGUGCAGAAGUGCAUUGAGUGUGUCCAGCCUCAAGCCCUACAAUUCAUUAUUGACGCCUUCCAAGGACAGGUGUUUGUUCUCUCCACACAUCCAUAUGGCUGCAGAGUGAUUCAAAGGAUCUUGGAGCACUGCACCCAGGAACAGACUCUACCCAUCUUGGAAGAGUUGCACCAGCACUCUGAACAGCUGGGCCAGAAAUAUCAAGGCGUUUCAUUGGAGAUGACACCCAAAACAUAUUAUACAGUGUCCCGCGAUGCGCUGUUCAAGGAUCAAUACGGUAACUACGUCAUUCAGCAUGUUCUGGAGCACGGCAGACCAGAAGACAAGAGCAAGAUAGUGGCAGAGGUUCGUGGAAAGGUUCUUGUCCUGAGCCAACACAAAUUUGCAAGUAAUGUUGUUGAGAAGUGUGUGAUCCACUCAUCACGUGCAGAGAGAGCUCUGCUGAUAGAUGAGGUGUGCUGCCAGAAAGAUGGGCCUCACAGCGCCCUGUACACCAUGAUGAAGGACCAGUACGCCAACUAUGUGGUCCAACGAAUGAUCGACAUGGCAGAACCUGCUCAGCGCAAAAUCAUCAUGCACAAGAUUCGGCCACACAUUGCCACUUUGCGAAAGUACACCUAUGGGAAGCACAUUCUGGCCAAGCUGGAAAAAUACUACAUGAAGAGCGGAUCUGAACUGGGUCCCAUUGGCGGCCCCACAAACGGCCUCAUGUAGUCGCGCCGACAUCCCGGGUUCCCUGAAGAGGAGGAGUCGGAGCCCCAAACCCCGUGUUCUGUGAGAGAUGCUCCUUAGCCAUAGGGGUUAGCCUUUGACACCCUCUAACAUCCCAUGUUUUUUUGGGACAUUACCAAAAAAAUAAACAAAGACAAGUCAACUUCACCUAAGAAUGCUGUGACAACUGACCCCUGCUGCUCUGCUGCCCCUGGUCCCCGGUUUGGCCCCAGGGGACGCACAGUCAGCAGGCUUUUCUCCUGGGUAAAGCACAAGCCCAUUGUUAAUGAUGUAAUUGAUGUAUUUGACGGGUUUUCAUAUUAUCUUGUACAUUUAGUUUUUUUACCUUGUAAAUUCUCUGUAGGAAAUUACACAUUUGCUGAAAUUUACAAUUCUUACAAUUAACACCAGCAAGUGACUUUAUAAGGCUAAACGGAGUGAUCCUUUUAAAAAGCAACCCCACUAGGUUUUGUAACCAGACUUCUAAUGUCGGCUGGCAGUUGAAUUAUAUAUUUGUACAUUAUCCCAUGCACAGUAAUUUUUUUUUCCAAUGCCAAAGCAGCCAAUGGAUUAGUUUAUAUAUAGCGCUAAAUACAAAUGGAUAUAUAGACUCCCUCCGUCCACAGGUGAGUGUUGUGUGUCAUGUGCCACAGUCACACAGAGGCUUUCCAGACCGGUUUGGGAGCUUGGCCUUGGGACUUGGUGCUUUAGUCGAGGGUUGUUUUGCUUGCAUCCUUUUCCAGGCUAGAGGGGAGGCAUUGGUUUAACCCAGCAGCUUGUAGUUGACCUACUGUUUUGGUACAACCUGACAGACCUGAGCUCCCUGUGAGCCUCCAGGCGAUCACUGGGUUUAUGCAAGAUGAAAGCUAUGUUUAAUUUAGAGAAGCAGAGCAUGAGGUUUGGUUGUAGAGGAUCCGUGUCACCCGGCGUAUUCUUAAUAUGAAAUAAUAGUCGUGGGGGGGGGCUUUUUGUGGGUGUAGUUAGGUGGGGGCAGGGGUAUGCGUUAGCAUGCUGUGAAAGGUUUUAAUCUUUGGAAUGACUUUUUGUUUCCUUUAUCAUGUUUUGUGUAACAUCUAAUCUGUCUUGUAGUUUGAGAUGAACACUGCCCUAGAAAAUGGUAUCUUUAUGUACUGAAUAAUCAUCUCUUGCGUAGUAGUUUAGCAGUGUAUAGCAUCUCUAUGUAUUAGUAAAUUGAUGCUUUUUGGGUCGGGGGUUGCAGCAAUGAUGGGGACCCCCACCGCCUGAUGGUCGUACUAGCAUGGAGCUUAUCCCAGGUUUUGUAUGAACUAGUGGGACAAGCUGAAGAAAGGGAUGUUCAAAGAACCUUUUUUUUUUUUUUUUUUUUUUUAAUGGUUCCUUUUUGUGUUUGAUUUUAAAAAUGAAAUUUUGUUUUUUCAUUUGGCGGAGGCCGGUGGGGACAUCAGACGCUAGAACAUUCACCUGUAACGCUUGUAGAGAUCGCUUCUUUGCUUCAUAUGAAUAAUUGUAGAAUACAUGUAGUAUAUGUGCAUUUACUAAGUGUAAGACUGUUAGUUUAAUUGGAUAAAAUGUCUAGUUGUGGUGUUUUGACAGGCCUUGCUCUAAAUUUGUAGUGAUGCUUUUAUUUCGUCUGUACAGUUGUACAUUUGUAAACGUUAAUGCUGUAAAUGGGAUGUCUUUUACACUUUAUGGGGAGAAAAAGGCAAAUGUGCAUUUUGAUGUGUGUGUAUAUUCAUCACUCCUUUCCCCUUGAAUAUAAUGUAUACAGUUUUAUUUGAUCAAGUGUUAUUUUAAAGAAGAAAAACUUUAUGGCUUCACAAUCUGGCAUGGUUUUUGUUUUUAAUCUGUUAUGGGAAAGGCCAGCCUCUAUUUGUACUGGAGCUGUACCAUCCACUGUUGAUAGUCUUUCUGAUGUGUGACAGUUUAAAAAGGAGAAAACACUCUGUACUAAAACUGAGGCUGCAUUUAGUCCUCUGCUACCAUGGAAACUUCACAGGAUAUGACCAGAAUUAUUUUUGUACAGAAGAGUGCUGUAUUUUUGAACAGCUCCUACCUUGUAAGCAAAACCAGUGUAAAAUAUUGUCAAUUAUAUAAAUAUGAACAUAUGAGUUUUGUCACACUGUCAAAGUCAUGUACAUUUUCAGGUGGCCUUAUGUACAUUUCCAGAUGUUAGAUGAAGAAAACAAACUCUUUUGGAAGCAGAAUUGUGACUAUGUAUGAUUAAACUGUUCUUCUAACAUUUGA